This is a messenger RNA of Hyla sarda, 1528 nucleotides long. It is a transcript of the gene PRTFDC1, whose product is annotated as phosphoribosyl transferase domain containing 1. Gene Ontology annotation, molecular function: hypoxanthine phosphoribosyltransferase activity. The record is from RefSeq and is a predicted model, not a curated record. The coding region runs from base 34 to 819 and encodes 261 amino acids. Gene Ontology annotation, biological process: purine ribonucleoside salvage. The transcript has 9 exons. Lineage: Eukaryota; Metazoa; Chordata; Amphibia; Anura; Hylidae.
CUCAGGUUUAGGCUCAACGUCUCGUUGGGUCUGAUGAGCGACAUCCUCUGCGCGGCACUGACCAGAGACACUCCUCGGCUCGACAUUAGGGGAGCCACUUGUCAGUCCUUGCAGCCACCAAAACUCCUGGGGACUGGCGUUGACACCCUAAUGUGUUGCGGCACCCAGUUUGGAAAGCCCUGCCCUGUACAUAUUUCGGACAAAUGGACUGGAUAUAACCUGGAUGUGUUUUCCCUACCCAACCACUACUGUGACGAUCUAGAAUGUGUCUUCAUACCACAUGGAGUCAUAGUGGACAGGAUAGAAAGAUUGGCCAAUGAUAUUAUGAAGGACAUUGGAGACAACCAAAUCACCGUCUUGUGUGUGCUGAAAGGAGGCUACAAAUUCUGUGCUGAUCUCGUAGAACAAAUCAAGAACCUCAGCCGCAACUCAGAAAGGUUUAUCUCUAUGAGAGUAGACUUUAUCAGGCUAAGAAGUUACUGUAAUGACAAGUCUACAGAAGACCUGCAGAUAAUCGGUGGGGAGGACCUGUCAAAAUUGACUGGAAAGAAUGUCCUGAUAGUAGAGGAUGUUGUAGGAACUGGCAGAACAAUGGAAGUUCUCCUAAGUCACUUGGAAGAGUACAAACCAAAAAUGGUGAAAGUUGCAAGCUUGUUGGUGAAACGAUCGGCAAAUAAUAAAUACAGACCUGACUAUAUCGGAUUUGAGAUUCCCAAUAUAUUUGUGGUGGGUUACGCUCUGGACUACAAUGAACACUUCAGAGACCUUCAUCAUAUAUGUGUCAUCAAUGAAAAAGGCAAAGAAAAGUAUAAGGUGUAAUGACCGGUCUCCAUCUUCAGUGCUCCACAUUUGUAAAAGGACAAAGAAAAAUUGGACCUUAAUAAACUGGAAUGAAUCUGGAAAUGGUGGCAGGAUACUUUCUAUACAGUUUUAUGUACAUUUUUGUACUUCUAGUUGAACAAGGUAUUAAAAGUGAACUGUAAUUUUCAGCAUCUUUAUUGAGUUUCAAUGUAGUAUGUCCAGGAUUUGUGCAAAAAAAUAAAAUAAAAAAAUCUUAAGUUCAGCUGGUUAUAUUUAGGGGAUGUCUCAGGAUAGACAUUGGUGGUCUAUUACUAGGCUAGGACAUCAAUGUUCUAUCGGUAAAAUGAAAUGACAAUGACCAUUGGAGAUGACAGGAGAUAAAGGAACAAGUCUACUUCCAGCGUUCUUUAGAGGUUGUAUAGACAGACCAUAAGAAUCAUUGGCCCACAGUGGAAAUAUAAUUUUUUUAAUGAUGGCUGGAGAACAUCCAGGUUCUGCAGCUAAAAUACAAUUCUGUGUAGAAGACAUUGGUGGACAAGGAUGAGAAGAUAAGACAAGUGGACGGCUACUGUUGUGUAUCUCAUGGAGCAUAUAAAGAAAAAAUGUAGGAGAACAAAAAAGUACCUGGACCUGAUAAAGGAGGGGGAGCCCUCAGAAACGUGUUGUCCGCUACUCUUCUGUAUAUAUCUUUAUUGAAAUAAAAGGUUUAUAGAGAACUAAAAAUAAA